AUGUCCACCCAAUCAAGCCUCCUCGACCCAUCCAUCUUCAGCUAUCUCGAAUCCAAGAUCGAAGAAGAAACCGAGGUCCGAGACGCCCUCACGCAAAUCGUGCAAAAACUCGAACGAAGCGUCGCCUCCGCCCAGGCUCUCCUCUCUCGAGUCCACUCGACUCCUCGUGCCCGCUACCCAGCCUUAGUCGAGCAGGUAGAAAAUGCCGUCAAGGACGAAGUCGCCAUCGUCAAGGAGUUGAACGAGGUUGCCUCCAAGCACCCCUACUACAAGUACAAUUCCAAAUGGGCACGAACCGUGCAAAACGCCAUUGGGACGACGCUGUACUGCGCAUGGCUAGGCGGUUUCCCGUCAGACUCGCAACCCCCCGAGCUCGGCCGCCUCCUCACGCUCGAGGACGUCGGCUCCAUCUUCUCAGUGCCGACAAAUCUCAAGGACCGCGAUGCGUUCCACUUCACUAUAGAAGAGUAUCUUCUCUCCCUCACCGACCUCACGCCCGAACUAGCCCGUUUGGCCACCAAUGCCGUCACCCUGGGCGAUUUCCAGCUGCCCAUGACCAUUAGUGCCUUUAUCAAGGAUGUCUUUGCCGGGUUUCAGCUGCUUAACCUCAAAAAUGACAUUUUGCGCAAGCGCGCAGAUGCCGUCAAGUAUGAUGUAAAGAGGGUGGAAGACGUGGUAUAUGAUUUGAGCCUGAGGGGGCUGGUUGCGAGGACCGGGGGCGAUACUGAGAUGAAGACGGAUGAAUGA
Metarhizium robertsii ARSEF 23 is the source of this 747-nucleotide messenger RNA. Its product is annotated as translin. Gene Ontology annotation, biological process: RNA metabolic process. Gene Ontology annotation, cellular component: cytoplasm; nucleus. The coding region runs from base 1 to 747 and encodes 248 amino acids. The transcript has 4 exons. NCBI's taxonomy places the organism in Eukaryota, Fungi, Ascomycota, Sordariomycetes, Hypocreales, Clavicipitaceae. The record is from RefSeq and is a predicted model, not a curated record. Gene Ontology annotation, molecular function: single-stranded DNA binding; RNA binding; sequence-specific DNA binding.